Phytophthora nicotianae INRA-310 is the source of this 6694-nucleotide messenger RNA. RefSeq lists its product as hypothetical. The coding region runs from base 54 to 6173 and encodes 2039 amino acids. The record is from RefSeq and is a predicted model, not a curated record. NCBI's taxonomy places the organism in Eukaryota, Oomycota, Peronosporomycetes, Peronosporales, Peronosporaceae. Gene Ontology annotation, molecular function: hydrolase activity; four-way junction DNA binding; 3'-5' DNA helicase activity. Gene Ontology annotation, biological process: interstrand cross-link repair; double-strand break repair via synthesis-dependent strand annealing; replication fork reversal. The transcript has a single exon.
CAUAACGUCAAAUAGAUAGCUUCAUCAAGACUCUGGAGGCCUUGGUCGUGGCAAUGGAGGAGGACGAAUGGGACGACGCAUUGCUGUCGGAGAUCGCGGCGCUGGAGACGCGUCAUCUGCAGACGCGUGGCCAGCAGAAUCAGACCCAGAAUCAGUCCACAGUCGCUGCAACUACGAGUCUUUCUGGAGUCUGGAGCUGUAGGUCGUGUACGCUGCAGAACGAGGCGUCAAGAACGACAUGCCAAGUGUGUUCUACACCACGUGGUCAGGUCUAUCAGGCGACAGCGUCUGCACUAGUUAGGAAGCCUGUGCAUGUACAGGCUCGGCUUUCCUUUGACGCAACGUCGGCACCUGUGGCGGUGCCACCUUCGCAGCUGCAGAGACAGCAGGAAGAAGGCGGACGCUCUGAGCCAUCACCAUUUACAGUGAGAGACAGGGAACAGCCAAUCAGAAGCUCUCAACAGACCACAUUGAGCUCUACAGCCUCCGCACCAGGGCUUGUACUCACAUCUCGACGCUCAGAACACGCUACAGCUAAGAGUCCAGCCUCGUCAGCCCUAGAAAUCCCUCGACAUGCAGCAGGAGAAGAUCCUCAGGCUAGAAACAGGUAUCUGGACAUUGCAGCACGCUCAAACUUUCCCCAGAUCGACUACGAAGCCGCCCAGCACUUCGUGUACCCAACCAACUACUCCAUUCGAGACUACCAGUUGACUAUCGCAGAGAAGGCCUUGUACCACAACACACUGGUGUCAUUACCCACUGGUCUGGGCAAGACGCUGGUGGCUGCUGUGGUCAUGUACAAUUUCUAUCGCUGGUUCCCGACUGGAAAAAUCGUCUUCAUGGCGCCCACGAAGCCACUAGUGGCUCAGCAGAUCAAAGCUUGUCACGAGAUUAUGGGCAUCCCACUGUCAGACACUGCAGAGCUGCAAGGGAACGUGCCUCCGACUAUGCGUCGAGUGCUCUGGAACUCCAGACGCGUCUUCUUCUGCACCCCACAGAGCUUGCAGAAUGAUCUUCGUCGAGGAGUGUGUGCAGCUGAAAAAUUCGUGUGUAUUGUGGUGGAUGAAGCUCAUCGAGCUACAGGAAAUUACGCGUACUGCUGUGUGGUGCAGGAGAUCGAGGCAAAGACGCAUUUCUUCCGCGUCUUGGCUCUCUCAGCUACCCCUGGAGCCAAGUUCGAUGUGAUCCAGGACGUGGUGACUAAUCUACGUAUCUCGCACAUUGAAAGUCGCUCGGCGGAUGACUCAGACGUGAAGAAAUAUACCCACGCUCGACAGGAAGAGGUGAUUGUGUGUCGUCUGGGCGCUCAGAUCAUGGAGAUCAAGACGCAGUUCCUCAAGCUCUUCAUGCCGAUCAUUCAGCGACUUCUACGUGGUAAUAUCAUCCAGAAUAGCGACCCGGAGAAGCUCUCGAGCUGGUAUGUGCUGCAAGCGAGGGAGAAGUUCCGGAAAAGCCCCAAUUACGCCUCAAACCGCAGUGCAGAAAGUGACCUGGCGCUUCUCGUGAGUUUGCUGCACGCCAAGAGUCUGUUAACUGGCCAUGGACUCAGCAGUUUCCGAGAUCAGAUCGUGAAUUGGAUAGAAGAGCGCAAGAAGGGCAAAAUGUCGUGGUCUAAGCGAGAAAUGCUGCAAUCAUCAGAGUUUCAAGCGCUUGAAGCGAGUCUUGCAGUAACAGACGAUAGCAACAGCUCUAGCAACACUAACAGCCACCCGAAACUGGUUAAACUUCGUGAAGUGCUGCUGGAGCAUUUCCAACGUCAUGCUGCGGGCGGUUCAAGCACACGUGCCAUCGUGUUCACGCAGUAUCGGGCCAGCGUGUCGGAGAUUGUAGCUCUACUGCGUCCACUGGCGCCUCUGCUGAAUGUGCAGCCGUUUAUUGGCCAGGGUGCGUCUGGUAAAGCCAAGGAGAACAAAGGCCAGUCCCAGAAGGUGCAACAAGAGAUCGUGCGCAGGUUUCGACUGGGUGAGUUCAACGUCCUCGUGGCCACGUGCAUUGCAGAAGAAGGUCUGGAUAUUGGCGAAGUGGACCUGAUCGUCUCGUUCGAUGCACUCACGUCGCCUGUGCGGAUGAUCCAACGCAUGGGCAGAACGGGACGCAAGCGUGUGGGCAGAGUUAUUAUCCUAGUGACGGAAGGCGAUGAGCAAAAGAAACUGGCACGUAGUGCGUCCGCUGCGAAGACUGUGAGUCGCGCUCUCACGACGUUCAAGAGCAGGUUCGCGUACUCCAAGUGUCCUCGAAUGAUUCCCACUGGGAUUACUCCGCAGUUAAGAGAGUUAGAGAUGAAGAUCCCAACGUUCCAUGCGUCUCAGGUGGGUGGGAAGACUGCGUCGGUGGCACUGGAUCCUAAUUUGUGGCAACUUAGCGACGCUGAACGUGCAGUGGCGCUGAUGAAGUAUUUUCCGCCGAAUUUCGCGUCAAGCUCAAGGAAUAAACUGUUCCCAGUUGUUGCGAAUCGUGCGCAUCUGUUACGACGGCAACCACGGAGUUUAGUUCGGAAGGGAGUGGGGUAUUCCGCUCGGUCGCUGAUGUUGCAGAGUCUUGUACGAAAGAUCCACGAUGUGGAGGAAAUACUGGAGAUUGAUUCAGACGAUGACGAGAAGAGGGAAGGUAAAUCUAUCGCUUCAGGUGCUGAGCAGCAGUCGAAGUCCAGUAAGAAGCACCGUCGACUCAGAGUGAGUACGGAUAAUGCGGAAACUGACAGCGAGAUUGGCUCUCCGUGGCGACAGCCCAGUACUCCUAUUGAGCUGGAUGGGGACAGUAAAUACGACGAGUCUUUUGCUGCGAUGAACGAGUCGAUCAAUUCUUUCGACAUGCACUUCAGCCCGCAGUUUGUCGACUCGGCAACUCAGUUGGCCGCUGUUGAAGAAGACAGUCAGCCUAAGGAGUGCAGUAAGCGGCGUCAGGAGGGCUCAGAUACUCCCACCGCAAAGAAGCAGAAGACAAGCUCCGCUGUCGUAGAAUCUCCCAAGAAGACGGCGACUUCGAGGAGCGAGGAGGAAUCUGAAGCACAGACGGAAGCUGUAGCAAGAGCAUUUGGUGAUCAGAACGACAAGAAGUUUCAAAUGUCGGCGACCUUGUCCUUGACGCUCACAUCGGAUUCUCCUCGCCCGUCGCAGAGUGUGUGCAAGUCGGUCCAGCAGGCUACAGAGACUGCACAGUCUUUUGGAGAAGUCCCUCGACAUCUCAGCACGCGUCAAUUGCAAUUUGAUGAAGAAGUUGAUGACAAACCGCUCGAUCCGGCAAAACCUGUUGAUCAUUCACCACCGAAGCCAGCGUCAGAGACUCCGGAACAACCCGAGAAGCAUGAGAUGUCAGAAGUCGAAGAACACUCUGCAUUCUCAUUCGCGUUGCUUCCUCCAGAGAAAAGUGCAGAGACGUCUAAAACUGAUACUAAGGAAGGAUCAGAAGAUGAAGAUCAAGCAGAGGAAGCGUCAGCGUUCUCAUUCGCCCUGCUUCCUUCUCUCACUGGAGCAGGAGUAGCAUCAAUUAAAGCUUCUCCGCAGCCAGUUGAAGACGGAACUGAUGGCGACGAGGCGGAUGAAACACUCAAAGAAAAACCAACUGCCAAGAACGAGCUAUUGCGUACAAACACCGUCGAUUUAACGGAGAAGGAAGACCACAGCACCCCCAGAGAGACGGUAGAUACGCUGUCGAAGCAUCCAACGGGGAACAAGGAUGUCACUCAUUUGACAACUCCGAGUCAACAAAAAGAAGACGACGAAUGCUGCUCUGUUUGCCUUGAAAGUGAGUCCUAUGACGAUGAUCCUAUCGUCUUCUGCGACGGGUGCAACGUGGCGGUGCAUCAAUUCUGCUAUGGCAUCCGCGUUGUGCCCAAAGACAAGUGGUUCUGUGACGUCUGCACCGAGACACGCGCUGGGGUUAACGAAGCCAAGCCUAACCAGCCACGCUGCCAGUUGUGUCCACACCGCGGUGGUGCAUACAAGCGGACGACAUGUGGCCAGUGGAUCCACGUUCAGUGUUUCUUAUGGAUCCCGGAGUUUCGAGUGGAGCAGGGAGACAACGACAUGCUGGUUCUCGGUGAAUUAAACAGACUGGAUCCAGACCGCAAGACGCUGGACUGCUCCCUAUGCCACUCGACCAAAGGCAAUGGGAUUAUCCAGUGUGCACACAAGCGAUGUCUAACUGCCUUUCACGUCAGUUGUGCUGCUUUCGCUCACUAUCGCAUGGAUCAACUGGAUCCUCCUAAAGACGAAGACAGUGGCUGUGGCACUUUGUUUCUCGCGUAUUGUCCGCUGCAUCGCAACUCUACAGCUCCGAUUACUCUUCCCGAACAGAAGACUCCCCCACCAUCUAAGACUCGAUCGUCUAAGUCAUCUCUAUCCUCUCCGAGUCAUUUGUUAGCAUCGCCAUCGUCUGCAGAGGCCAAGAAGAAGUUCAAGACCUUCCGACGACUCAAGCGAAAGUACGAUGCCUCUCAAUCGCAAAUGUUCUCGCAAGGAGCGAAGGUAUCUCCAGUAGCGACGUCGCCAUGGCAGCAGAAGCGUAUCAGGAGAUCCAAGCGAAGACGAGAGACGUCUCGUGUCUUGGCUGCUGCGUAUAUUGAAGAUACAGCAGACGUUCGAGGUGCUAGAGGGGACGAUGACAAUGAAGAUGACUACGGAGACGACUAUAAAGAUGCAGCGGAUGACUCGUUCAUCAACGAUUCGUCCCAGUUACUGUACUCGCAGUCGGUUGUAUCACCUGAAGAGCUUGGUACCAACACGUCGAAGAAGAAGCGAAAGAAAUCCAGUCCCGAUAUGCGGGCGAUCUAUGCGCGAUCGCUGUUUGAGUCGCAGAGUUCUCCGCUGUUACUGCGUCGAGGCGGGAGGCACUUGGGGGCUCUUCCUUCGAAUGGGAUUAUUCGUGCGUGUCUGGAUGAACUGCACAACGGACCGAAGGACGUGGAUACGCCGUCUCCAAGACCAUGUUUGCGUUCUAGAGUGUCAGAGAUGGAGGAGGCAACGACGUUAUCUGCUCCGAUUAGUGCGUCGGCCACUGUAACUGAGUCGGAUGGAGACGAUAGCGCCACUGAAGCCGAAGCUUCGCCAAGUUUCAACUUGCUUGGUGCACUUCAAACCGUUCAAGAAGAGGAAAGCGGUGCUGCGGACUCUGAAGCUUCACCUAGCUUUAAUCUGCUUGGUACUGGAAGCACUACAAGCACUGGGUCGGCUACUUCAAGACCUCAGCGAUGGACUUCAAGUGACGCAAAACUGCCAACCGAACCAAUCAACCAGACUCAGGAUAGGGAUGAAGUGCACAUGAAGAUCGAGGCAAACCGCUUGAAGGCUCUCAAGAAGCUGGAAGAACGGCGACAAGCUAAGCUGCAAGGUCAAGCACAACCUCAGCCUCAACCCUCGAAUAACCAGACUAGUGGAUCCACCCCCGCUGCAAGGAGUACAAAUGGACCUGUUACUCCUACUCGAGAUGCUCCACGUUCGACUUCGACUAUCGAUCUGACAAGUCCAAAGCUGGCAAAGCCUGUAUCAGUCCAACCGAAGUGGAUUGUCUUCGUCAGCUCAGCGUUCGCCAGCGCCACUAGUUUCCCUGUUUUCCUAUCUGCCAAACACACCGACUGUACUGUUUCCAUCGCUGAGUCGAUGGAGGCAGAUUCUCUACUGAGUGUACGCACGGCAGUUCUCUUCCUGACAGGCCAACAACUACACGAGAUGGCUCUAGCAUCACCAGCGCAAAGUGUGGUCAAGAGUCGACGGGUUGGGAUGUUGUUGGCAAUGCACAAGAAACUUAUCAUAGCAGUCGUCCACGACGGAGGCGAUCCCCCUGAGGUACAACGCUUGAGGCAAUUUCCGAACGCUACAGUCAUCGUCCAGCCUCGCGUCGAGACUCUGUGUACGCAGCUACACCAGAUCUCCCAACAAGAACUCGCUGAAGGCUACGAAUUGCCGUCUCCCAGUCAGUGUCGACGAGAAUUUAACGGUGGUGUUGUAAGAGCACUGGAUGCAGAUUUUGCGUCGCGACUCAAGUUCUUCCGCUCGAUCCCUCCGUUAUCGCUGGGUAGUGCGCUGUCGCUGAGCUUCCGCUUCAAGAACUUCCCAGCGUCGCAGGUUCCUGUACUCAAGUUCAACGAGAUGCAUUGGAGACGCAUGUUACCUUGGAUUUCAGAGACCACAGCAGAGCAGAUUCGGGAAUAUGUGCAGCAAAAUGUGCGGCAUUGAGUCUAGACGAGGUGUCAUCUACGUUGAACUGCACGUCUAGUUCUUGAGGGACUCGAUGACACGGAUGGAAUCGUCCAAGGUCUUGUCGUCCUUACAAAAGGCCAGACGCACAACACCUGGAGCAAGACGGUUCUCUGGACGACUGAAGAAAGGAGACGUCGGGAUCACGGCGAGAUGACCAGCUUUGGCCAGUUUGUACGCGAACUGGUAGUCCGGGAAUUCCUGCACAAGUCAAACACUGUAAGCGUCACGUCUGGAUACGGUAUAAAAAACGCCGUAAACGCACCGUCUUAGGGGUGUCCGGCGUGAUCUCGAUGCCGCGGAAUUCGUCGUAGAACGGCAGACCUUCCACGUUGCAGCACACAAAGUAGCCUCCUUCGGGAACAAUCGGACGCCAAUUGUACGCCUGAAGCGCAUCGCACAGGCGGUUGCGCUUGGUCUGUAUCAUAUUAGUUAGAGUACACUAAUCAAUAACUUAAGGUAUUUUGGACCCCGUAAUUUACGGUACCUGUAACGUCUCC